This is a messenger RNA of Syngnathus acus (greater pipefish), 424 nucleotides long. RefSeq names its product cytochrome c oxidase assembly factor 4 homolog, mitochondrial (gene coa4). Gene Ontology annotation, biological process: mitochondrial respiratory chain complex IV assembly. NCBI's taxonomy places the organism in Eukaryota, Metazoa, Chordata, Actinopteri, Syngnathiformes, Syngnathidae. The coding region runs from base 1 to 273 and encodes 90 amino acids. The transcript has a single exon. The record is from RefSeq and is a predicted model, not a curated record. Gene Ontology annotation, cellular component: mitochondrial intermembrane space.
AUGACAUCCCCUUCUCCUCACGACCGAAGCGCAAAGACGACGUGGAAAACCAGCGGCGACGGCGAAGAAGAAGACCCCGUGGAGCAAAUGAUCUCUCGCACGGGCUGCACCGAGCAGCACGAGGCGCUGCAGGACUGCAUGGCCGAGCAUCGGGACUGGCGAGUGUGCCAGAGCUACGUGGGCGCCUUUAAAAAAUGCAUGAGCGACCACCACAAGACACGGCAGGAACACUUGAGCCAGCGCCAGCGGAUGGCCGACAGUACCUCCACCUGAGAUUACACUCAAGGUGUCUUGAUUUGCUAAAGCAGAGCCUGGACCUCACGUUGGAUUCUGACCCGACAAACAGACUCCCCCCCCCAAAAAUUAUUUGAUAUUAAUGUUGAAACUUGUACUGUGAAUAAAUAAUUAUUUACAAAAGACUGAA